Messenger RNA from Lathyrus oleraceus (garden pea), 1219 nucleotides. Its product is annotated as agamous-like MADS-box protein MADS2. Gene Ontology annotation, biological process: positive regulation of transcription by RNA polymerase II. Gene Ontology annotation, cellular component: nucleus. The coding region runs from base 258 to 1007 and encodes 249 amino acids. Lineage: Eukaryota; Viridiplantae; Streptophyta; Magnoliopsida; Fabales; Fabaceae. The record is from RefSeq and is a predicted model, not a curated record. The transcript is spliced from 8 exons. Gene Ontology annotation, molecular function: DNA-binding transcription factor activity; protein dimerization activity; RNA polymerase II transcription regulatory region sequence-specific DNA binding.
AAAUGCUAUACUUUUUCUUUCCUCUAUAAAAUAUCUCAUAUUUUUGCUCUAAGUUUUCUUGUUUCCUCUUUCUAGGGCUUCAAGUUUUGUUUUCAAUUUGUGAAGUAUUAAACUUUCUAUUGUUUUCACAAAUAUGGUUCCAUUAGGGUACUGACCCAGAAAAGAAGGAUCAUCCUAAGGUACCAAAGUGAAAGAAAGAGGAAAAUAUUGUUCAAAAAUAGAAACAAAAAUUAUAGAAAAAAUUGUUGAAACAAAAGAUGGGAAGAGGAAGAGUUGAGUUGAAGAGGAUAGAAAACAAGAUAAACAGACAAGUAACAUUUGCAAAGAGAAGAAAUGGUCUUCUUAAAAAAGCUUAUGAACUUUCUGUUCUCUGUGAUGCUGAGGUUGCUCUUAUCAUCUUCUCUACUCGUGGAAAACUCUAUGAGUUUUGCAGCACUUCUAACAUGCUCAAAACUCUUGAUAGGUACCAGAAAUGCAGUUAUGGAGCUGUAGAGGUUAGCAAACCUGCGAAAGAACUCGAGAGUAGCUACCGGGAAUACUUGAAGCUGAAGCAACGAUUUGAGAAUCUUCAACGAACACAGAGAAAUCUUUUAGGGGAAGAUUUAGGUCCAUUGAGUUCUAAAGAUCUUGAGCAGCUUGAAAGGCAAUUGGAUUCAUCUCUGAAGCAUGUUAGGUCAACAAAGACACAAUUCAUGCUGGAUCAAUUAGCUGAUCUUCAAAAUAAGGAACAUAUGUUGGUAGAAGCAAACAGAUCCUUGUCAAUGAAGUUGGACGAAAUAAACUCGCGAAAUCAGUACAGGCAAUCAUGGGAAGCAGGCGAUCAAAGCAUGCAAUACGGCGACCAACAGAAUGCGCACUCUCAGAGCUUCUUCCAGCAACUAGAUUGCAAUCCAACCUUGCAAAUCGGUUCGGAUUAUAGGUACAACAAUGUAGCAUCAGAUCAGAUAGCUUCCACAAGUCAAGCUCAACAACAAGUGAAUGGAUUUGUUCCUGGAUGGAUGCUUUGAAUUAAGCAAUUAAAAGUGCUUUUUUUGAUGCUGGAAAAGCAAUGUGUAAAUGAUGAUGAUUAUGAUGAUGAUGAUGCUACUUUGCUUCUUUUGUUUUUUUGUUUUGAGGUAUAAAAACAGCUAUAUGACUUACUUGAAGCUGCUGCUAAACCUUUAGCCAUAGACAUAUAUGGCAUUCAAGAAAUUUAUAAUAUUCAGUAUCUUUGAUUCAA